Molecule: messenger RNA, 675 nt
Organism: Blastomyces gilchristii SLH14081
Lineage: Eukaryota; Fungi; Ascomycota; Eurotiomycetes; Onygenales; Ajellomycetaceae
Exons: 1
Coding region: 1-675 (224 amino acids)
Source: RefSeq, a predicted model, not a curated record
AUGCUGAUACCUUCACCUGCAGAUAUUCUCAAUACACAUGCGCAAUAUGUCGAACUAUAUAUAAACCAUCUAGCUUAUUCCAUUAGUGUCGAUUCACCUCUUCCUGAUAUCCCUGGACGACACGGUGACGGCGGGAUCUUACAGGGCUUCGAAAGCCUCGAGUGCCUGUGGCAGUCAGUUGAGAACAUCAAGUCGUGGCUAGACGAUUUCUACAAAAUCCCUUGCUCGAAACUUGCUGGCCAGCCCUUUCAUUUUUGGUCCCAGAUGAUUCUGAGCAUCACACUUUUGAAAUACCUAUCGACACUCAAGGAUCCAGAGUGGGACUACCAAGCGGUGCGGAAUACGGUUCACCCAAUAUCGACGAUGGACUGCCUGCUCCAAAAACUGGAGUUGAGCAGCAAGGAGCAGGAGCUUCAGUGCGAUGACCAUUUGCUCAAGUAUUUAUCCAAGCUUCUGACCAGAUGUCGGGUGUGGGGUGAGGCUCGGUGGAACAUGGCUUCUCAGGCUCAAUACGUGGAAGCUACGCCUGGACCUACGCGAAAUGCCAACCCUGACACGAGCCCACACAGUCACCAUAUCCCAGAUCUAGAUCAAAUGGUCUGGGUGCAGUCGAUGGGUUUGGGUAAUGAUCAGUGGUUUGAAGAGGCGUUGGGCAUACCCACAACGUUCUACUAG